This is a messenger RNA of Betta splendens (Siamese fighting fish), 5181 nucleotides long. RefSeq names its product potassium voltage-gated channel, subfamily H (eag-related), member 6a (gene kcnh6a). The record is from RefSeq and is a predicted model, not a curated record. The coding region runs from base 473 to 4102 and encodes 1209 amino acids. Lineage: Eukaryota; Metazoa; Chordata; Actinopteri; Anabantiformes; Osphronemidae. Gene Ontology annotation, molecular function: inward rectifier potassium channel activity. Gene Ontology annotation, biological process: regulation of heart rate by cardiac conduction; regulation of ventricular cardiac muscle cell membrane repolarization; potassium ion transmembrane transport. Gene Ontology annotation, cellular component: membrane. The transcript is spliced from 16 exons.
AGGAGUCCGUUUGUCGACCUCACCGCGCAAGUGGCACAACAUGAGGGAGAAAACCGCAUUUAUAAAAAGUGACGGAUCCUACUUUCUACAGCUUUUCUCCUGAGCGUCGCCCAAAACUGGACCCCAUCUCUGAGUAGAGGACUUUAAACCCCGAGAAAACGACUCGUUCACGUUCAGGGCUCCCCGCGGGUUUGUGCGUCUGUGUGUGUGUGGUUUUCUGUACUUUUUUACCAUUCUCCAACAUCCUGCAUCUGCGAUCGCCCUGGCAACCAGACACCCUCUCCAUCAUCCUCCAGCGCGUCAUCGCUCCCCAUCACCAGCGGCCACCGAGAGGCACAAGCCCCGCUUCUGACGCUUCGUCCUCCGUGUGGCAACACACCGUUUCCCACCGCGUCCCUCCGGUCACUUUCUGGUCUGUUUUAUUUAGCAAAUAGUAAGUUCAUGUGUCGGAGGCGUCUUUUCUCUCACCACAAUGCCUGUGAGACGCGGCCACGUUGCGCUCCAGAACACCUACCUGGACACUAUCAUCAGGAAAUUCGACGAGCAAAAUCGCAAGUUUCUGAUCGCCAACGCCCAGAUGAAGAACUGUGGCAUCAUCUACUGCAACGAGGGCUUCUGCCAGAUGUUUGGCUUCACCAGAGCCGAAAUCAUGCAGCAGCCCUGCACGUGCCAGUUCCUGGUGGGACCCGGGACCAUGAAGAACGCGCUGGCUCAGCUGGCGCAGGCCCUGCUCGGCUCUGAGCAGUGCAAGGUGGAGAUUCUUUACUACGCCAAGGAAGGGACGUGCAGACCUUGCCUGGUGGACAUCGUGCCUGUAAAGAACGAGGAGGGUCUCGUCAUCAUGUUCAUCCUGGACUUCCAGGAGUUAACGGAUCCUUCUCACAAAAAGUCAAGCCUGAAGCAGAGAGUCAUCCAAGGAUGGAUUUACUGUAAAGCCCUUAAACCUUGUCAGAAUCGCAGGCUGAAGAUGAGGCUGCCCAUGCUCCGCUCCAUGCGUCGAAGCUCUCUCUCCAAAGACCAGUUUGAAGGGGUGGUUGUGGACUACUUGCAGCCAAACAGUGAGGAAGUCCCACUGAAGGAGUUUCGUAUUCCAUCCAAAGAGAGCUGCAUGCAGUCGGAGACCGAGGCCCUGAUAGAGCAGGACGUGGACCCCCCCUCGCCCGCAGCCCAGUCCUCCACCAAGAGACGCUCCCUCCUGGCGGAGCGGCUGGACCCGGGGCCCGCCUUCCCCCGAGGGACGCUGCCUCGGAGCUGUUCCCGGGACAGCGUGCGCAGCCUUCGCCGGGCUUCGUCUCUGGACGACAUCGACGGCAUGAGGGCGGAGUGGAGCAGUCGAUGCGGGGACCCGCGCUCCAACAGCAAUCUGAAGCCCAGCGCCCUGAACUCCACCUCAGACUCUGACCUGAUGAGACACAGGACAAUCGGCCGCAUCCCUCAGAUUACGCUGACCUUUGGCUCCGAACGCAUGAGGCCGCCUUCACCCACCGAGAUUGAAAUCAUCGCACCCAGUAAGAUUAAAGACCGGACGCAGAACGUCACAGAGAAAGUCACUCACGUCACACAGGUGUUGUCUCUUGGUGCCGACGUGCUUCCAGAGUACAAGCUUCAGGCCCCGCGCAUCCACAGAUACACCAUCCUUCACUACAGCCCCUUCAAAGCCGUGUGGGACUGGGUCAUCCUGCUGCUGGUCAUCUACACGGCCAUCUUCACGCCGUACUCCGCUGCCUUCCUUCUCAACGAGGUGGAGGAGGAGCGCAGGAGAAAAUGCGGCUACACCUGCAACCCCCUCAACGUGGUGGACCUGGUCGUGGACGUCAUGUUCAUCGUGGACAUCCUCAUCAACUUUAGGACCACCUACGUCAACCACAACGAUGAGGUGGUUAGCCACCCGGGACGCAUCGCGCAGCACUACUUCAAGGGCUGGUUCCUCAUCGACAUCGUGGCCGCCGUCCCAUUCGAUCUGCUCAUAUUUCGUUCAGGGUCAGAGGAGCCGCAGACCACCACUCUGAUUGGAUUACUGAAGACAGCCAGGCUGCUGCGGUUGGUGCGUGUUGCCAGGAAGCUGGACCGUUACUCGGAGUACGGAGCCGCUGUUCUGUUCCUCCUCAUGUGCACCUUCGCCCUCAUCGCCCACUGGCUGGCCUGUAUAUGGUACGCCAUCGGCAAUGUGGAGCGCACCAGCUCUGCUCGCAUCGGGGGCAUGAAGAUCGGCUGGUUGGACAACCUGGCCGACCAGAUCGGUAAACAGUACAAUGACAGUGACCUAAACUCAGGUCCCUCCACCAAGGACAAGUAUGUUACAGCCCUGUACUUCACCUUCAGCAGCCUGACCAGUGUGGGCUUUGGCAACGUCUCACCCAACACCAACCCAGAGAAGAUCUUCUCCAUCUGUGUCAUGUUGAUUGGCUCUCUGAUGUACGCCAGUAUUUUUGGGAAUGUGUCUGCCAUCAUCCAGAGACUGUACUCUGGCACUGCCCGCUACCACACUCAGAUGUUGCGGGUCAAAGAGUUCAUUCGAUUCCACCAGAUCCCCGGAGGCCUGAGGCAGAGGCUGGAGGAGUACUUCCAGCAUGCCUGGUCCUACACCAAUGGCAUCGACAUGAAUGCCGUUCUGAAGGGGUUCCCUGAGUGUCUGCAGGCCGACAUCUGCCUCCAUUUGAACCGCAGCCUGCUGCAGAACUGCAAGGCCUUCCGCGGUGCCAACAAAGGCUGCCUGCGGGCUCUGGCCAUGCGCUUCAAGACCACCCACGCUCCACCCGGCGACACCCUGGUCCACAGUGGGGACAUUCUCACGGCCCUCUACUUCAUUUCCAGAGGCUCUAUAGAGAUCCUCAGGGAUGAUGUGGUGGUGGCCAUACUGGGGAAGAAUGAUAUCUUUGGAGAAUCCAUCAGUCUGUAUGGGAGACCAGGGAAAUCUAGUGCAGACGUCAGGGCCUUGACCUACUGUGACCUUCACAAGAUCCAGAGGGACGACCUGCUGGAAGUGUUGGACAUGUAUCCUGACUUCUCGGACCUGUUCUGGACCAACUUAGAGAUCACCUUCAACCUAAGAGAUGCAGAUAGAAUAAACCAGCCAACCCCGAGCAGAGACUCUGAAUGUGGCUACCGCCGCUCAAGGCAUCGGAGGGGCUCCCUGCGGCGCCGGAACCGGCCCGACGGGACGGACCGCGAGGACUCCUACCCUGAUCGGUCCUGCGCCAUGCUGAACCAUCACGGCGGAUCCCACUGGGAGGACCUGUGCAGCAGCGCCAGCAUCUGCUCACAGUCCAGUGACGACGAGUUGAAGCCUGUUGGACAGAGCAAAGUGGAGCUGUACCCAGCAGGAGGCGACACGAGAGACUACCCCCCAGCGGUCGUCAACAUGCUGCCCCACAGUGGGCCAUCAACCGGGAUGGUUCCACCUGUGGACCUCGGAGGCUCCCCAUACUCAGCAGCAGCCGCCAUCGGCAGGCCGGGCCUCUACGGCUACUGGUCAGACCGCAGAAGCAGCCAGUUCUCAGAGAGCCAGCAAAGGCCACAGUUUGUGGCCGGUUUCCGCCCUCCGCCCUGUGCUGAGGACCGGCCCAGUGAGUUGGAGUCCAGGCUGGAGCUGCUACAGUCGCAGUUAAACAGGCUGGAGACCCGCAUGACGGCAGAUAUCAACGUGAUCCUGCAGCUCCUCCAGAGGCAGAUGGCCCCGGUGCCUCCGGCCUACAGCACGGUGUCCCCCGGGCCUCGCCCGCCUCACCCCACCUCUCUGUACAACACGGGGGCACCCACAAUCCUCGGCGUCGCUCCAAUCCAGGCAGUGCAGAUCCACGGCUCGGCCUCGCCGCUACAGAGUCCAGAAUCUGACUUGAAGCACAAAUCCAAAGACUCCCUGUCCAGCGGGAUUCACCUCACUGUGGCCUCCGACGACACCAUGUCCAUGUCGCCAGAGGCCGAGCCGCCGCGGCGCCGCGGCGCGGACGUCGCCCCUCCUCAGCUUUCGGGGACCCACGAGUCUCCUAGAGCGCUUGGUGGCAGCCAGCGCUUCCCUUCCCUCCCCGAGCACCUGGAGACCUCCACCACGAUGCAGGAGAUCCAGAGGCACGUGUCCGACCCCGUGCUACCAGGCAGCUAGAAACACCGAACAGCAGCAGAAAACAGAAGCCAAGUCCACCAGAUUGUUACUUCCUCUACUUCUCUAUUUAAACCCCCGCUGUCCAGUUCAGAUGCUGCUGAGUAGCGCGGGGAGCCUCGUCUCCCGCGUCUCUGAGGGUUCAGAGUGCCUCCUGGGUCUUAUGGACUCACCGGCGCCUGCAAAGGCCGCUGUGGGAUCCCUUCACUCCAGACGUCAUGUGCAAGAACAGAAUAUUUCUGCCCAGCAGGGUGAAAGGACUGUGGAGCCUCCAUUGACAAUAAGCAAAGAAACAUAUAUACUGUAUGUGUUAAGCACAUGUGGGUCUAAAAGCUACACAAAAUCCAUCCCACACUAAGGAAUCCUUGAGAAUGAAAAUGAGAUGAAAUGUCAAGGACUGCUGAUAUAUUUCACGUGUGAGGAAUGAUCUGCAUUCACUUUGUAGACUUGCACAUUUAGAGUAUAGAAGAAAUGUAUCUUUAUUUGGGAUUGAAAGUAUUUUCACAACAACCUAGAAAUGUGUUGAAUACAUUAAGACACGCCAGUCAUAACUGUGAGUAUUAGACCGUAUAGGCUUUCUGUUGUUUUGAUAUAUGCUAAAAACAAUAUCAGAUGUGAAGGGUUCAGAAUUCAAUGCAGUGACAUGGAGGGAGCGGCGUUUAAAAUGUAACAUUUGAUCAAGAGAAGCUGUUGUAACGCGCACACAUGCAUUUAAAUGUAGCUCUUAUGAUUAAUCGUGACAGAUUCGCGCAGCGUCCAGAGUCUGGGCUCUUCACCGUGUGUUAGAGAUGGUGGAUAGCGAAAGUGCCGACGUCGGAAGAGUCGUUCUCACGCUCCGGAUCCCCAGGGGAGAGAGGGACCUCAAGUUAUUGACAUGGGUGAAGUGGAAGCUGUCAAUCAUAGACGCUACUCUUUUCUCAGUACAUCCUUGAUGAAACGAUUCAAUCUUCAAACCAUAAGGUGACUGUAAUGACUUAUUACAGGCAUUUAAAUGAUUCUCUACAAUGUUUCUUGAAGCACAAAUUCCUGUUAUUUGUCUUUUUUUAGAUUAAAGAAGUACUGCAGAGGUUCUCUGCCAGUCA